CCUGAAGACAGAGCAAAGACCAAGAGAUCCACGUGCCUAUUUUCCCAGACCUAGGGUUACAUCCCCCAACCCAAAGCAAGAAAAAGCCGCCACCCAUUUUCUUCCUUUCAAAUGGUGGCUCACAGCCCCAACCUGUCUGUUUUAGCUUCGGCGAUUCGGAUUUGGCAUUUUCUUAAACUAAACAAAUUUUCUUAAUUUUGUCCGUAGUCACUCAUUUCUUUGUUUGGAUCACAGAAAGAGAGAGAUAGAGAUGGAAAUUGAAAACUCAACCUCCUUAUUAUUCUUGCUAUCACAGGGAAUCAAGGAUGUGAGGCGUCCUCGCAGCCUCGACCAACAGAUGACUCACUCGCGUCCCUUGAUUCUCUGUGAUAAGAAAGAGGUAAUUUGAUUUCAUUUUAUAUGAAGUUUUGUAGUUAAGUUUUGGUCUUUGCACACCCAAUCUUGUGUUUGGAGCAAUGGGGAUUUUGAUGGGUUUAAAAUGGAAUUUAUGGUAAUACAGUAAUAAUUAUUAUUUAAAACUCCCAUGAAGUUUAGUUGAUUUCAUGGUAUUUGAUAAUUACUAAUAAGCAGUAGUAGACUUAUGCCCUGCUCCUCUUUUAGUUUUCUAAAUUCCAAACUAUUCCAAAUGCAUAAAUGAGAUUUCAGUUUCUUUUCCGAAAUUGUUAGUUUUCGCUGUUUUGCUUGUCAGAUAUCCAUCGAGGAUGGUUCAGUGUAUGCUUGUCUUAAAUACCAGCUUUUGCUGCGCAAAUCAUGCGCUGAAUUGCCACCAAAGAUCAAACACCCCUUUCAUCCAACACAUCCUCUUGUGCUCUGCGAUAUCAAUAUGGAAUGUUCUGUUUUGGGCUUCCAUUACUGGUGUGGCUAGUGUCAUACUCUACUUUCAAAUUUGAACUUCACCAGCACUCUCUUGCUUUCUUCAACCAGAACAAGUGUAACAAGGCUAGCGGAAUUCAGUGCAUUUGUACACGGAUACAUUCCCCUUAUUCCGUUGUGUGCCAUGCGAUUUCUCUCUCAAUUUGUGUUGUCAUCCCACAUUACCACAUACAUUUAAACAUAGUUGCCAUGAGCAACAUCCACUCACCCUCACUCGCUCUCCCAUCAAAGACCAUUCAGACGACGACGAUAGCUGGGAAUAUUACUGUGACCUUUGCGAGGAAAGAAGAUACCAGCAAGAUCCAAUUUAUUAUUGUGAGGAAUGCCACUAUGAUGCUCAUAUUAGUUGCGUGUUUGAUGAGAUUCUUCCAUUACUAAAGAGUAAAGACAGAGUGGUCCUUGGCACAAGAUGUAGAGAUUGUAAUGCUUCAAGCAGAGGUAGAUGCACUUACUGCAAAAUCGGGGAUACUAAUAACAAAAUUGUAUGAACUUAAGGAGAAACAUGCGCAACAUAUUAGUGACUACCAAGUUGGGGUAAUGGAAAUGUUGAUUAAAAAUGCGUUUUUAAGUGCCACAAGAGAUGAUCCUGCCAUUGCUAAAGCAAAUAAAGAGAUUAUAAUGCUUCAAGCAGAGGUAGAUGCACUGACAACAAAAUUAGAGACAGUAACAACAAAAUUGGAUGAACUUAUGGAGAAACGUGUGCAACAUAUAAGUGACUACGAAGUUGGGGUAAUGGAAGUGGAGAUUAAAAUUGCAUCAACAUCUGCAAUUGCUAGAGCAGAAGAAGAGAUUAUAGUGCUUCAAGCAGAGGUAGAUGCAGUGACAGCAAAAUUACAGACAGUAACAACAAAAUUGGAUGAACAUAAGGAGAGACGUGAGCAGCAUAUUGGUAUACCUUCCCUGGGCACAAAUUCAUCUUCGGCUGUUCUUGACGACUUUGAUGAGGUGGUUGAAGAAGACUCCAAUGCGGAAAGUGAAGAAGAUCACGAAAGUGAUACCACCCUUGCUGAGCUAAAUAAAGAAAUAGAGGCCAUAACAGCAAAGUUGGAGGCACUCAAGAAAACACGUGCACGCCAUGUCUCAGGUCUAAAACUCAAAUGAGGAGUCUUUUACUAAGGUUUCAGCAUUGAGACACCGUGCUUGGGGUCUCUGCUGUGAUGUUAAGAAAUACAUGCCAUAGACUUCUAUUAUGGGACAUUUUAGUAGUUAUGUCAAGUUGUUGGGUAGUUAGCUUCUGUGAAUCUCCUUGGGGACUUUAACAUGUCAACAUGGGUUUUUUUUUUUUUAACCUAACAUAUCAGCAUAUUGGUACUCAGCAUGUAACCACAAUUACCAUAUAAAAGUAGUGGACAUAUAACACCAUCUUGACUUGGGUA
Molecule: messenger RNA, 2249 nt
Organism: Cornus florida
Lineage: Eukaryota; Viridiplantae; Streptophyta; Magnoliopsida; Cornales; Cornaceae
Exons: 5
Coding region: 1297-1974 (225 amino acids)
Source: RefSeq, a predicted model, not a curated record